This is a messenger RNA of Galdieria sulphuraria, 1591 nucleotides long. Its product is annotated as lipid-A-disaccharide synthase. NCBI's taxonomy places the organism in Eukaryota, Rhodophyta, Bangiophyceae, Galdieriales, Galdieriaceae. Bases 56 to 1561 code for a protein of 501 amino acids. Gene Ontology annotation, biological process: lipid A biosynthetic process. The transcript has a single exon. Gene Ontology annotation, molecular function: phospholipid binding; lipid-A-disaccharide synthase activity. The record is from RefSeq and is a predicted model, not a curated record.
GGGUAACACAACAACGUUGAUGGGCAUUCUUCCACUUGCCAGAUUAUAGUCCUAAAUGCCUUGUACUUUUGUAAAGCCAUGUUGUUUCGUUCUGAAACCGAAUGCUACUGUUUUGGUAAAGAAAAGUGAGUUGCUUCGAAACUCUGCUAUUAGUAGAUAUCGCCCUUCUAAGCAUAGUUUUUGUUUACGAUCUCCUUUGCUUUGUCGUCAUCAACCAUCAGUUAGCUCCGACGUUUGCACUCGUAUUCUUCCUGUCGUUCAAACUCCCAACGAAAACGUCCACUUGGACUUGGUUAUACUCACUAACGGACCUGGAGAACUUAACACUUGGGUUAGGCCAGUCGUAGGGAAACUAAGAAGCCUCGAGAAAGGAUCAGUUCCUCCUUGGGCCCACUUGAGAAUAUCGAUAGUGCUUUGCCCUUGUGUACAUGCAAGUGGUAGUGAGUAUGAAAUUGCAGUAGAUAUGUCAGGAGUCGAUAGAGUGCUUCCAACAAAACUAUGGUUGCCGUUUCUAUUAUUUGGGUAUACUGGACAAGCGAAUUGGAAUUGGCACUCCAGAGGUGUUGUAUUGUACCUUGGUGGAGAUCAAUUUUUCGCUGGUUGUAUAGCUCACAGGUUGGGUUUCAAAAGUAUUGCAUACGUGGAAUGGAGAGCUCGUUGGCCUGGAUGGAUCGAUUAUUAUUUAUUUGCUAGGAAGCACACCUCAAGUUACGAGAAUUCGGAUGUUAUAGGAGACCUUAGCGUGGAUUCUUCGGCCUCUAUGUUAGAAAGACUAGAUAAUAAGGAAGUUGAACGAAAGUUUGGUCCCAAUCCACGUUUGAUUGCGCUACUUCCUGGUUCCAAAGAGAUGAAGUUAGCUUCUCUGGUGCCUCUUUUCUUUGGAAUCUGUGAUGUCAUUUAUCGUUCACAACCAAACUAUCGCUUUGUACUAUUUCUUGCUCCAGGGGUAACUGUAGAGUCUAUUUGUCGUUAUGCCAAUUCGGAUACCAAUCGGAUGGUUUCCUUGUUCGGAGAAAAGAGCAGUGAAUAUGAUCAUGAUAAUCAUUGUUUUGUUACUGCAAAUGGCACAAUAAUUGAUAUUUGGGAUAGAAUGCCUGCAUAUCAUGUGUUGAAUCGUUGUAAGCUUGCACUCUCUUCUGUUGGUGCAAAUACAGCCGAGUUGGCUGGAAUAGGACUUCCGACAUUUGUAAUUGUUCCUACACAACAGUUAGAUGCCAUGAGAGCUUGGGAUGGUAUAUUAGGUAUAUUGUGUAACAUUCCCUUUAUUGGACGUCUUGUGGCUCUGUUUGUGAAUUGGUUAGUUGUAUUUUUGUAUCGAAAAGGGAAGUUUGGAUAUUUAGCCUUACCUAAUAAGUGGGUGAAUAGAAUGGUCAUGCCGGAGUUUGUCGGUAAAUUGACUUGCAAAGAUAUUGGUAUUCGAGUAUUGGCUUGUAUCACUACUCCAAAUAUACUGUAUCGAAUGCAUCGUGAACUCAUUCAAGUAUGUCAACCCUUUGGUGCAGUUACCAAACUGGCCACUGCUGUUUGGAAUAUUCUAUUGAUCUCUUCAACAAAUGCCUAAUAAAAUCAAAAGACAUUUCUUGUAGUAGGC